Messenger RNA from Phialemonium atrogriseum, 2100 nucleotides. RefSeq names its product major facilitator superfamily domain-containing protein. Gene Ontology annotation, cellular component: membrane. Bases 392 to 2083 code for a protein of 563 amino acids. The record is from RefSeq and is a predicted model, not a curated record. Gene Ontology annotation, biological process: transmembrane transport. The transcript has 4 exons. Gene Ontology annotation, molecular function: transmembrane transporter activity. Lineage: Eukaryota; Fungi; Ascomycota; Sordariomycetes; Cephalothecales; Cephalothecaceae.
UCUGCAAAAAAUAAAUAUUGUUUUUUUUCACUUUUCUGAAGCCGGCAUUAAAAUCAGACUCAGUCAGCCCGGGACCCUGCCCUUUCUCUCGCAGUAGGGAAUAUCCAUUCAUACACAUAAGCCGGCGCCGGCAUUGUCAUCCCGGAGCUCUACCGAAAGAUCUUGUGCUGCUCCACUCCCGGCUUCCUUGGCCUGCCUAGUGGGUCCGCCUGCAACAUCGGUGCAUAGGCGGGACCCGUCUGGACCAUUCCGCCUUUUUAUUUUUUUUUAUUUGGAAGGAUAAUUCUAAUCUUCCAAAUUCCCAGAAGGGCAUCGCGAGCUGUGAAUAGUCCCAAGGUUGUGCGUCGCUGGCAUUGAUAAGUCCUUGCUCAGGGGACAUACAGUGACGACUAUGGCUGCUAAGACCGGUGACAGCUACCCGGACGAGAAAGCCGUUGUAGCCACCCAGGCUCCGACUUCGGACGAGUCGGUGACUAGCCGCGAGGUAGCCACGGAUAAUGAACAGAACCAAGACGAGGACAAGCCACAGCUGCCCUUCUCUAAAGCAAGAUGUAUCGCCCUGGUAGCCACGGUUACUGGGGCCAGUUUCAUGAACACCCUCGGGAUCCAAGCCGUUGUCAUCAUCUUGCCAACAAUAGGCAGAGACUUGGAUAUUCCCUCGGCUAGAGUCCAGUGGAUCAUCUCGUCGUAUACCCUCACGUUUGGGUGCUUCCUCUUGUUCUGGGGCAGGAUUGGCGACAUCUUCGGCAAACGCAAGAUCUUCAUAUGGGGCUCCGCCUGGGUGGCUGUGGCAACCGCCAUCAACCCCUUCUUGCCCAACGAGAUCGCUUUCAACCUGUUCAGGGGCCUCCAGGGCCUGGGAGCGGCUGCCAACGUCCCCACGGCUAUCGGGAUCUUGGGAACGACUUUCCCUCCGGGGAAGGCCAAGAACUAUGCGUUUACAGUCUAUGCUGCUGGUGCGCCCCUUGGGAGUAUAUUUGGAAAUAUCCUUGCCGGCUUUAUUGCUGGAUACACCAGCUGGAAAUGGGUCUUCGGUGUCACAGCGAUACUAGCAGCAAUCGUCCCGGUCGCCGCGAUUUUCGUCAUCCCACCGCCGAAGCACACUCUGCACCAGGAAGGCGUCACAGCGAGGGCCUCGGUUGACUGGAUCGGGGCAGCAUUGAUCACGCUCGGACUCUUCGCCCUUCUCUUCGCGCUUACCGAGGGCAACGUCGUCGGCUGGAGCACGCCGUGGAUCCCCGUCCUGAUCGUCGUCUCGCUCGUCCUGGUGGCUCUGUUCAUCGUCUGGCAGCGCCGCCUCGAGAAGGGCGGCAAGCGGGCGCCGCUCAUGAAGGUGUCCAUCUUCCGCAGCGGCCGGUUCGCGGCGGCCAUGCUUAUCAUGGGCGUCUUCUUCAGCAGCUUCAACGGUUUCCUCGUGUACGCCACCUUCUUCUUCCAGGACUACCAGGGCCUCUCGACCGUGCAGACGACCCUCCGCUUCAUCCCCACGGGCGUGUCGGGCGUCAUCACCGCCGCCCUCGUGUCGCAGGUCCUCGCGCGCAUCCCGGCCUACAUGAUCCUCCUCUUCGGCACCCUGUGCGUCUCCCUGUCGAACCUGCUCUUCGCCAUCCCCAUCCCCCCGCACACGACCUACUUCGCCUUCGGCCUGCCCGCCAUGAUCUUCAGCGUCCUCGGCGCCGACACCACCUGGCCGAGCCUGACCCUCUUCACCAGCCAGGCCCUCCCGCAGGAGGACCAGGCCCUGGGCGGCGCCCUCGUCAACUCCAUGGCCCAGGUCGGCCGCUCCAUCGGCCUCGCCAUCGCCACCGCCAUCCAGACGGCCGUCAUGGCCCGCGAGCGCGGCGUGCCCAUCGAGCGCGCGGGGCCCCUCGAGGUCUGGGACGACGCCACCCUGCUGGGCCUCAGGGCCGCCUCGUGGUUCCACUUCGCCCUGGGGGUCACGUCCCUGCUGCUCGUCGGCAUCGCGUUCCGGGGCUCGGGCAUUGUCGGGAGCGCCGGCGUCAAGCAGGCCGCCGCGACGAGGCCGAGCGGCAGCGGAGAGGCGGUUAUGGAAGAGGGGGAUAUGGUUGGGCGUGAGGGCUAGUCGGCCGUAAAUAGCUG